GCGAGGAGAAACGUCGAGGAGAUCGAACGAGGCGGAGGAACAGUGGAAAAGAGAAGAAACGACAAAGGAAAACGCACGGAGGAGCGUGCGUUAAAAACGAACUGCACGCGUCAAAACGUAUUACAAUUUCACGCACGAAAAGUUGCACGAAAAGGUUCGUGAAAGGCGGUGAAGUUGGUAAGCAAAACGGAUUACACCCUGUGCAUCCAAGAAACGGUGGAAUCGCGACGACGGUGUGGUGGACAAUUUGUCUCUGAAGGCAAACAUUCGAUCGAUGAACGAGUUACUUUGCCAACUGUUUUCUUCGUCAGGGUUUGUCGUGCCUGUUGAAACGACGAAUUCGGGAGGAAGUUAACCGGCAAUGAGAUACGAGACGGUGGGAAAAGAAAGGAAGAAGGAAUAGAGUUUUAUUCAAGAAGCGCUCUAAUGCGGGAAGUGCGGGCUCGGUGAUUUCCGGAUGCAAUCGGUUGUUUCCGGAUGCAAUCGGCUGUUUCCGGCACGGCCGCCCUCUCGAACUAAAACCAUUCAUUCGAUGGAGAGCGAGAGGCGAGGAAUUGAACGAAGAACGGGAUAGGAAGGCGAUAGGUGGAAGCGAGAAUUGCUGGUGAAAGAAGGACGGGGCAAAGCGAGCAAACGAGUGAAUGAGAGGCGAGUAGAGGGAAGGGCAGGAUGAAAGAAGAAGGAAAGCGACGGGGCAGGGGCGAGGAAGGGGAAGGAAGGAGAAUACACGAGAACACGAGAGAGGUAGGCUCGGCCGAUUCGAGAAGGCUGGCAGGCUGCUGGUAGGCAAGAGUAAGAAAGCGAGGGAGAGCGUACUGGCAGAGGCAGAGGCAGACUGGCCGGCCGUCGUGCGCUGUAGUUAACAGAGCUGCCAGCAAAUCGGCAGCAGAUGUGGCCAGUUAGCUCGGUGCUGUGUGCUCGUACGGAUCACGGUGUUCUGUGGAUAUCGAUGCACCGACCGAAUCCGCAGUCGAUAGUAGCGACAACAACAACAGCGAUCAUCAGUUGCCGAGCGUGACCCUCGAUUACCGCGACACAACACGCCGGGCUCGAGCGAACGAUGCGACAGUAAAGGCUAAGAGUAAAAUAAAGGCACUGUGAAAGACUUUGGAGACAAGUCGGUGACAAGUCGUGGCCGAAGCGGAGAACGACUUGGCUCGGCGAUACGCGACAUCGACGUGCCGUAGAUGAUAGAACCGGAACGGAACGGAACUGGACAAGACAGGACAGAACAGGAUAAACGACGGCGACGACGGUGUGAUCGAAGAAGAUCGCAAACUAACAGAGAGAAGAGGAGAGGACAAAUCGAAUGGAACAGUCGGUCGCGCGCCAACACCAAGAACGCAGUGAUCGUCGUACCUGUCUGUCGGUGGCCGAGGACUUGUCCGAUUGAGACUCGCGAGUGAUGUGGCAACGUUGCUGGUGGCUCACGAGUGGAGGAGUCAGUCGUCGUUCAACUGUUCUAUCGUAGUUUGUGUCUGACAGUGUGUGCAGUGUCGCUGCCGAUAGAACCGCGAGGGGCCCGUCAGGGCCCGCGAACACCAUCGCGAGUCUCACGAUGACAUAUUCAACAGGAGCAGCAACGAGCAGUAACAUUACGAUCAUCCGAGGGACAAUCGCUGUACAGAGACGUCGUACGUUGCCACGAUAGCGCAUGUUCGCGUUUGUUGGUCAUCGUUGUAAAAUAGUUGCCUGAAAAAGAGAGGAGAGAGUGUCUUCGUGGCUCUCGAGUAAGUGUUCCGAGGCGUACGGAUCACCAGGCGAUUUCUGACGCGCUCCUACGUACUGAUUUCGAGCGAACGAACAACAGAGGCGAAAACUUUGCAAGUUCCUAUAGUGCGCGCGCGUUAUCUACUCGCGUCUACUACUCGAGUGUCGAGAAACGAAUGAGUGCGUGAAUCCGUGACUCGUGACAACAUCGUGUCGAAGUGUACGGAGAGAAGAGUAGUCUGAGAGAGAGAGAGAGUGAGAGAGAACCCGUCUCUCUUUCUCUCGCGUCCCGUAGAGGCCGUAGUCAGACUACGCCGUCGUACGCGCUUCUCCUCUUCCCCUCCCCUCUCCACCUUCCCCGCCGUAAUGGACUGUUUCUUUCUCCCUCUCUCUCGCUGAAGGCCAAUUUAUCUAUCCCGUCUCUGUCUCAGUCUAUACCAUUCCUGUCUGUGCGCUGGCACAGAGUUUUCACUGGCGCGACACGACACGGCACGGCACCGCACGGCACCGCACGGCACGCGCGCACACACACGGCUACCGCGGCACGUAAAACGAAACGAAACGAUACGAAACGAUACGAAACGAUACGAAACGAUACGAUACGAAACGAAACCGGCUGCUGUCCAGCCGAAUCGGGAGUGUCAAACGUCCGAGGGAAGAUCACGGGCUAUGGGAACAGUGUGUGCCAUGAACUGAAAAAGAAAAAAGAAAAGAAAAAAAAAAGAAAAAACAGUGCGCGACCGGUUGUCUCGUGCUUGGGCCCCACGUCGAAAAAGAGAGAUCUUGCAUUUCAUCCGGUGCGUGCCUGUGUGUAUCCCUUUACACGAAAGGAGGAGGAAGAGAGGUUAGGUUAGGCUAGGACUCUCGCGUCACCCUUGCCUACACUCCGUCCUCCUUGCUCUUUCGCUUCGUUCCCCCCUACCUCUCUUUCUCCGGCGCACGGCGAAGAGGAACGCGCAGAGAGACACGAGAGAGAGGCCAGACCAGACCGACCGUAUACAUUUAUAUAUCUAUACACACGUCACGCAUACAUAGCCAGGACAAUUGGGGAAAGAGGAGGAAAACACAAAUGCCGAUCGCCGGUGGAAUUCUGGUCGCUGGAACCGCGGCUCAUUGCUGGUCUUCCGCCGCUGGCAUGCUUCGAUUCCUCGCUAGACUUUCAGGGAGGCGGCGGCACGUGCGCCGGAGCUCCGGGCCAGGUGGUGGAGCUCGUGCCGUUGAAGAAACAGAAGAGGCAACAGCAACAGCAGCAGCAGCAGCAGCAGCAGCAGCGGCGGCAGCGGCGGCGGCAGCAGCAGCAGCAGCAGCAGCAGCGGCAGCAGCAGCAGCAGCAGCGGCAGCAGCAGCGGCAGCAGCAGCAGCAGCAGUAGCGGCGGGGGUGGGAGGCUACGUGGACGGCCUGGACGAAAGAAGGGGAGGAUGCGAAGCGGUAGGAGCGAGCGUGCUCGAAGAGGUUAGUUGCUCACCGGUGGCGGAUGGCGAGGUCUGCUGCGGCGACAGCAGUACCACCACCAACUACAGCCACCGUCGUCAUCACCUGCAUCAUAUACAUCGUCGCUAUAGUCAUCAUCACCAGCGACAGCAACAACAACUACAGCCUCAUCGAUGUCACCAACGGAGGGACAGCGUGGCUAGCAGCAACGAGCUCGUCGUCGACGAGGAAGCCGACGAUGAGGCUACGUGCCAGGAUCAGGCUACCGCUGCUCCACCUCAUCGAGACAUACGUCACGAGCUCCAUCACCUUCAACACCAUCACCAUCAUUUGCAUCACCACCAUCACCACCAUCACCACCAUCAUCACCACCACCAUCACCAUCUGCAUCAUAUCCAUCAGCGGCUGCGGGACGACAGAUCGCCGUGCGAUCGGGACAAAAGCGUCGAUCGCAUCGUCCGGAGGAGAAGCGAUCGUCACGCGGAUGGUACCACCGAUAACCCUGCCACCGUCACUGCCAUGACGAGAGGAUGCUGGAUCCCGUCCUACCUCGCUACUCUACUCAUCCUCUCUUACACCCUCUUCGGUAUAGCAGACGCCUGUUCAUCACGGUCAACACCGAAACCACGGCCACCGACGCCGACGCCUCGACCGAACAUCACAUUCCACAUGUACACGUGUCCACCGGAUUAUGCGGAAUGGUAUUGCUUGAACGGUGCUACAUGUUUCACUGUCAAAAUCGUCGAUUCCCUCCUUUACAAUUGUUUAUGCGCCAACGGUUAUAUCGGGCAGAGAUGCGAGUUCAAGGAUUUAGAUGGUUCCUAUUUACCCUCCCGACAACGUGUAAUGUUGGAGACAGCCAGCAUCGCCGGCGGUGCCACGAUAGCAGUAUUCCUGGUCGUUAUCAUUUGCAUAGCGGCUUACAUCCACUGUAAGCGAAAGCAAAAGGAAUUGCGGUCGAGUAACUGCGUCGACACGGUGGAUGGACCUGGUCGAGAUCCGGAGUUGAGGCCGUUUAGCAACCGCAGCCGCUCCCUCAUGAUCUUUAUGACCAAGAAUCCUAAUAGCUCGGCGGCCAUAGAGCAGACGAGAAUGCCCGGAUGGAACUGCCCGGAAACGGAGUCAAUGAGAAUGGCGUCCAUCAGCGAAGGCAAACGUUCCAAUCAAUGAUAGAGCCAGUCCGGUAUCUAAUUCCACGACACGAACGUAGAGGAGUCCAACGUAGAGAUCACCGGCAUCACGUCGACGGAAGGGAAUCACUUUCACCUAGCAGCUUUCUGUCUCCGUCCAUGGACUAUGUUCUCGCGGUGGCGUAUCAAAGAGGAAGCAAGAGAAGAAAGGAAAAAAAAAAGAAAAGAAAAAUAUCCGUUGUGAACGCAUUUCUCGACGAUCGUGCGCGUCAUCGAUGAGGUUGCCUAGGUUGAUCGUUAUUUAACGUUCAUUUCUGCCUGAAUUAUCCGCUCGACAAAUUUCUUGCGUCAUCAGAAAUCGUUCAAAAAGGAAGAGAGAAGAUCGAUUCAACCAAGUUCCAAGUGCCGUGCGUUCCUUUGCAAUUGGAAGAACUCGUUGAAGAGACGAGAAGUUAAUGGACCAUCGAACGGACGAUCCUGGUUGGAAAGAAAUCGAUACAUGAAUCAGGAUCCUCGCCUCUCCGCGCACGUGAUCUAGAAGAGCGUAGGAUUAAAAAAAGAAGUACGUAGCUGGUAACUUUAAAUAGCUGGACUCGAACAGCUGGAAGAACAAAGGACAAGAAAGUAGAAAAGAAGGGAAGCUUAAAAAUAAAGCCACUGGCUGAAUAGGUGACUCUCUUAAUAAAAAGAAAAAAGCAGGAGAGAGAAAGAGAGGGAUAGAGAGAGAGAGAGAGAAAGAUAGAGAGGAAAAAAGAAAAGAAGCAUUUAGCGCAAACACAACGGAGAAGAAGCAUAAGUAAUUUGUUCCUAUCGGAGAAACGAGAUAGUUUAGAGCAGACAAUAAUAACCGGAGAAUAAUUACAUAACGUUAUUAGCAUCGGUUAAGAUAAACGUACCAGUUAAGUUUUCGACGAAUAAUCCAUUGCUAAGUAGAAACGUUGCUCGUCGUAGAACGUAUUUUGCUGUGGAAACGUUUUGCGGAAAUAAGCUUCCCCCUUCCUCUUCACCCCGGAAACCAUUGCUUUUUUUCUCCUUUUUUUCCACCUACCUUCUUUUCUGUUCGUCCGAUUUCGUUCGCUUCUUUUUUUUUUCUCACCCGUGUCCCCAGGUCGAGAUCGAUUCAUCGAUGCGACUUUCAUGUUCGGCAUAAGUUUCUUGCAAAUCAACGCCACGGAAACGUCGGAAAUAGGACGAUUCACGUUAUCGAAAGCGUUAAAGGGAUGCAAGGUAUUCCAAGUUCUAAACGUCAGACAAUCUUUCCUCUUUUGUACUGGCUGAGCUAGAGAAGAAGAAAUUGGAAGGAAUUCCAACAGUUUCUGUCGUUCGAAGUUGUUUCAUCCAGUGUACGAUCGGCAACACAAUCAGUUAUAAAAAAUUACGUGUCGUUAAAUGAUAAUUUAAGCGUUGAUUCGCGUGUCAGGACAGAACUUUGGUCAUAUAAGUGUGUCUCACUGUAAAAUGUUCGUUCAAUACAGACGUAAUUAUUUAUUCGAAGUCUUCGUUAAGUAUGUAUUUUUUUUCGUCCGCACAAUGACGUAUAUGUAACUUAAUUUAAAUUUGUAAUAUUAUAUUUAAAUUCGCGUGUGGUUAGGCCUUGGCGAGUGUGAACACUUUAAGAGUAGAAAGAAGAGAGAAGGAAAGAUAUUCAAGGAUGAGACCUCUACCUGGUGUUGAAACCUAGCGAAAAGAAACUAAGCCUCUGUUGGAUGGUCGAUGAGGAAAAAAAUCGACCGAAUUCUUGAAGAGGAAUGCACGAAGAGUCGCGGUGGCAUCGACGGCGAUCGUAUUCGUCGAUUGAUCAACAUCGAAAUUGACCACGUCGCGGAGCGGAUCUCUGUUUCUCGCCUAUUUUCUUGUAAAUAGUAAAUUAUCCAUGUAGGACCAGCUAACUCGUUCCCCUUUAAAUUUAUCCGACGAGCGAUUGGCCCGUUGUAGCGGACAAACUACAACUAUGACAACGCUUGUCAACAGCGAUUUCUACCCAUUCUUCUAUACCUAUUUGACCAUUAAAUUGACAAAUAAAUUUAUCGGUCAACGAGUCGGCUGGAUGACAGAGUUAUUUGCUCGCGCGGCGUGCUCCUCCGGAAAUAAAACCCCGUUCUUUUUUCGCGUCACGAAGGGAAACAAGAGGAAAUCACACAAUCGUCGUCGAACAUCACCGCGACGUUAUCUUGAAAUAUUUCUCGAAGAAGCACGAUAUAUUCUUUGUUUCGUCAGUCAUAUCUAAACACUGUGGAAGGAUCGAUCCUGUAUUCGAUGAUGAUUUGUACAUUUGUAGAUACUGUGCUGUGGAAUGAAGAAGCUUCCAAACGCUUUGAGGAAACAGAAGAUGAAUCGUCUAGUGUACUUUUGUGUAAUGUGUACGAGUAACGUGUGUCGCGCGAUCAUGACCCAAUAACGCUUUCGUUUCUUUGCUCGGCCGUGAGCCUCGUGUUUUCUCCUUCGUUACGGAGUUUCAGACUUGCAAAACAUCGUAAAAAUGGGUUAAAAAGAAGCGAAGGAGAGAACCGAAGAAUAUACAUUACGUAGAAUUAGAAAACAAAGAGAGACAGAUUCCGAGACGAGAAACGCGCGGAGUUAGGUGGCCUAAUAUAUAUAUAUAUAUAUAUAUAUAUAUAUAUAUUUUUUUUUUUUCUUUUAUUUUCUGUCACGGGAACGACUUCGUUUCGUAACCGUACGGUGUAAUUUAUUAUAAAUAGUCCUAAUUAACGUGAAGAAAUCGUAGCGUGAAAAUGUGAAAAAAAAAAACUAUAAUUUAAUUACUCCCCGCUCUUACUUCUCUCGUAACUUUGUACUUGGUUCCUAAUUUAUUCUUACAUUAUUUUUUUUCCUUUAAUUAUUAAUUACCACGGUUAUUAUUAUUAACUUACUAAUUUACGAUCAUUAAGUUGCGAUCAUUUAAUUAUUCUCCUUUUAUUAUUAUUAUUGUCGAAUAACGAUUAAUCAAUUUAAUUCCUAAUGCUAUUCGCGUAUUAUUUGGUUAACACGAUAUCUCUUAAGGACACGCACUUAUUAUUUAUAAACGAACGAACGAAUGAACGAACGAGCGAAAGAGAAAAAAUGGAGUUAUAUUUUAAAAAAAGGGAGAAAAAGCGAGGAGAAAUAACACACAAUUUCCGACGCGAGUGUGUCUGUGAAAACCACGCGAUGAAAAGCUUACGCUCCAGUACAUCAUAUUAAGCCAUUCGUGGUACCUACGUUGUUCUUCAAUCGUAAAAGCUAUUUUUCUAUAUUUCGUCCGCGCAACACACAUUUUCUUCUAUAAAUACGACAUAGUAAUUUGUACAAUUCAACCAUCAGUCGUUGCAUCAAUGUUUAAAUGUCUUCUCCGUCAGUUCUAAAUUUCCAAUAGUUCGAAUAAUCAUUCAUGUCGAUCGCAAUCGGUUUCCUCUUAAUUUUUGCAAAUAAUCGUUUUGUGUUUCGAAACGUGUCAAUUUCUACUGUGAGAGUAAUUACUCGAACCUGAUGAUUCCGAAUGAUCGAGCAGUUAUAUUAAUUUAACCGAUUGUUGAACAAAGAGGACCUUCGAGGCGUUUCAUAAGGGAGGGCGAUCGUAAGGGGAAAAAAAAUUCAUAGGUAAACUUCGAUUAUCAGCUUCUAAAGGUUAAAAUAUCGUCGCGACCGAACAAUUGCUCGAGACGUGUCGUUCUUAUAUAUAUAUAUAUUUUUUAAUUUCUAUCUGAUCAAUCGUCAAGGGAGAACCUACUUUUAAUUUUUGUCAAGAGAUCGUUGAAAAAAAGAAAUAAAUCACAAGAGAAAGAGAGAGAAUCCAGCGUCGACAGCAAUGACUCGGGCUCGUGACUUAGCGAUCGUUUAAGCGUAGACAGUGGUGGCAUUUUAGUACAUCAGACAGCGCCGUGUAUCGCGAAGAUCAAGAUCAAGACGAAGAAGAGAACGAAGGGAGGGAAAGAACAAGAAAAAAGCAGACUCGAGAAGGAUACGUUUAUAUUCGAUGGAGGAAAA
Frieseomelitta varia is the source of this 8235-nucleotide messenger RNA. RefSeq lists its product as uncharacterized. The transcript is spliced from 7 exons. Lineage: Eukaryota; Metazoa; Arthropoda; Insecta; Hymenoptera; Apidae. Bases 2780 to 4312 code for a protein of 510 amino acids. The record is from RefSeq and is a predicted model, not a curated record. Gene Ontology annotation, biological process: epidermal growth factor receptor signaling pathway. Gene Ontology annotation, molecular function: epidermal growth factor receptor binding; ice binding; receptor ligand activity.